AUAUUUCCAUUUUUAACGUUUUCAUAAUAAUGGCUUUUCAUUACAUUUCUAGAUCAUACGCAAAAAACAACAAAAAAAAUCAACUAACCAAUAACUAGGGUUUCCCCUUAAUCAUUAAAAAAUCAACUUUUGAUCAGUAUAGCUUUUGAUGUUGCGUAAAUUACUCUUGAAUUAAAGCUGAACCCAUUUUUGUUAUUGCAAGAAAAAAGAUUGUUUGAUUGUUUUGUAUCAAAUUUUGAUCAAUAUUUUUUUCUGAUACAUUUGGUAUCUUUUUGUGAGAAAAAUGGACAAGAAAAAAGUGGCAGUGCCUCUAGUUUGUCACGGCCAUUCACGUCCUGUGGUUGAUUUGUUUUACAGUCCGAUCACUCCAGAUGGGUUUUUUCUCAUCAGUGCUAGCAAAGAUUCUAGCCCAAUGCUGAGAAAUGGUGAGACUGGGGAUUGGAUUGGUACCUUUGAAGGACAUAAAGGUGCAGUGUGGAGUUGUUGCCUGGAUACCAAUGCCUUGUAUGCGGCAUCUGGCUCUGCAGAUUUUAGUGCGAAAUUAUGGGAUGCAUUGACUGGGGACGAAAAACACUCAUUUGAACACAAGCAUAUUGUUAGAGCAUGUGCUUUUUCCGAGGACACACACCUUCUACUCACUGGUGGAUUUGAGAAAAUUCUUCGUAUCUUUGAUUUGAAUCGUCCAGAUGCACCUCCAAGAGAAGUUGAUAAUUCUCCUGGUUCAAUUAGAACUGUCGCAUGGCUUCAUGGUGACCAGACAAUAUUAAGCUCGUGUACUGACAUUGGUGGUGUGAGGCUAUGUGAUGUAAGAAGUGGCAAAAUUGUUCAAACCCUUGAGACCAAGUCAUCUGUUACUAGUGCUGAAGUGAGUCGUGACGGUCGCUAUAUAACUACUGCCGAUGGUUCUACUGUUAAGUUCUGGGAUGCAAAUCAUUUUGGAUUGGUGAAGAGCUACAAUAUGCCAUGCAAUGUAGAAUCAGCUUCAUUGGAACCAAAACUUGGCAAUAAAUUCAUUGCUGGAGGAGAAGAUAUGUGGGUCCAUUUAUUUGAUUUCCAAACUGGAGAAGAGAUUGGAUGCAACAAAGGCCACCAUGGUCCUGUCCACUGUGUAAGGUUUUCUCCUGGAGGAGAGUCCUAUGCUUCAGGAUCUGAAGAUGGAACCAUUAGAAUAUGGCAAACAGGCCCUGCAAAUCAUGAAGAGAAUGACUCACAUCCUACAAAUGGACCUACUGGAAAAGUAAAGGUUUCGGCUGAUGAGGUAACUCAGAAGAUUGAGGGCUUUCAUAUCGGCAAAGAUAAGGCUGCAGAUGUGUAACCUGAUCAAUGAGAGUACAUUUGAAGUGUUUUGCAAUGUUGUGCACUGUGCUUUGAUUUACCGGUUGUGAGCUACAGAGUGUCUGUUUCUUUUUGGAGGAUUGUCCUGUAGAAAUAUAAUAGACUGUUCUUGUUUCAGUUCCGGUUGCUAUUAGAGCAAAUGUUUUUCAGCUAAACUUUCAGAUGCCUUCAGUUCUUUUGGACAUUGUUUUUCCUCUUGAAAUGAACUCUUUUUCCCUUUUUUAUGGUCCA
Molecule: messenger RNA, 1566 nt
Organism: Mangifera indica (mango)
Lineage: Eukaryota; Viridiplantae; Streptophyta; Magnoliopsida; Sapindales; Anacardiaceae
Product: serine-threonine kinase receptor-associated protein
Exons: 7
Coding region: 284-1315 (343 amino acids)
Biological process (GO): spliceosomal snRNP assembly
Cellular component (GO): SMN complex
Molecular function (GO): protein binding; RNA binding
Source: RefSeq, a predicted model, not a curated record